GGUUCACGUGGCCUUUUCCGUUUUCUUGUUUUUUCCUCGUCGCGGGCGGAUGUUGUCGUAUGACUGCUUCCGGGUUGCUGCUUGACCUUGAACCUUCCGGAGCGACAUGGCGACUCUCUGUAGGCUAAGUGUCCUCUGCGGCGCCAGAGAAGGGCGAGCUCUGUUCCUCCGAACCCCAGUGGUCAGACCAGCUCUUGUCUCAGCAUUUCUCCAGGACCGACCUGUUCAAGGAUGGUGUGGAACACAGCAUAUUCACCUGUCACCCAGCCACCAUUCUGGUUCCAAGGCUGCAUCUCUCCACUGGACUAGCGAGAGGGUUGUCAGUGUUCUGCUCCUGGGCCUAAUUCCAGCUGCCUAUUUGAAUCCGUGUUCUGCGAUGGACUACUCUCUGGCUGCAGCCCUCACUCUUCACAGUCACUGGGGCAUUGGACAAGUUGUUACUGACUAUGUUCAUGGAGAUGCAGUGCAGAAAGCUGCCAAGACAGGCCUUUUGGUGCUCUCGGCUUUCACCUUUGCUGGGCUCUGUUACUUCAACUAUCAUGACGUGGGCAUCUGCAAAGCUGUGGCUAUGCUGUGGAAGCUCUGACCUUUUAGACUUAAUACCUUGAGAAUUGAUUGUACACCUCCUUGCCUCUGCUCUGUCAUGCCAUUUCAACUCACAAUAAGAAGGAAAAACAUUGGUGAGACAAACCUCUUCUCCUAAUCACCUGAUUGUUUUUAGAAUUUAAUCUUUGAAGAAAGAUUUGAGAGAAGUUGUAUCUUAAGAAAUUACAAGACUGAAUUUUGUAUUCUGGGGAGCUAAUGGAGUGUCUCAGCUUUUCAUAAGUCUCAUAGUGUAACUGAACAAUAUAUACGAGCUUUUUGCCUUUUAAUUGAUCAAACUCUUAAAGGGAAUUCAGCUUUAUUACUCUCGAUAUCUGAUCAAACGUCUGUGUUUGUCCUAGGAUGAUGGAGAAAGGGAAAGACUUAAUUCAUAAGUAAAGACUGCAGAAAAUUAGGCAGUGUUUAGUUUUUAUAAACCUCCCCCUGUUCAGUUGAUGCCAGUUACUGAUGGUUACAUGUCUUAGGGAAAUUUGAAAAUUAGAAAUGCUGAUAUUUCACAUUACUGAUUUCUAAAUCCUAGGAAGAAGAGCCUGGAGAGUUUCUGAAUGUAGACAAGUUCCAUUUAGGGAAGAGGUCCCUUUAUAGAUGUUUCAAAUUGUUGCAGAUUCUAAACCAAGACUUAAUCCUCAAAUGUGUUUAUUUUACUUGUCCUAAAAUAAUUUGUCCACAAAUAUAAAAUUAUAAGUGAUAAGUUGUUGUUUUCCCACUGGGAAUUUCUAAUGUGAAAAUGUAUUCCAUGAAGGUAAUUUUUUAAAAAAAUAAAAUGCUGCAUAAUAAAAAUUUAUUCUACUCUUUUA
This is a messenger RNA of Bubalus bubalis (water buffalo), 1400 nucleotides long. It is a transcript of the gene SDHD, whose product is annotated as succinate dehydrogenase complex subunit D. Lineage: Eukaryota; Metazoa; Chordata; Mammalia; Artiodactyla; Bovidae. The transcript is spliced from 4 exons. The record is from RefSeq and is a predicted model, not a curated record. Gene Ontology annotation, molecular function: heme binding; ubiquinone binding. Gene Ontology annotation, biological process: mitochondrial electron transport, succinate to ubiquinone; tricarboxylic acid cycle. Gene Ontology annotation, cellular component: membrane; mitochondrial envelope. The coding region runs from base 107 to 586 and encodes 159 amino acids.